GAACAGGUAAAUUGUGAAAGAGAAAAUGAGGCAGAAUGUUCUCCUUUCGAUCUCAACAUUUUGUUAAUAUCUAAUAAUCACAUAAAUAAUUUCUUCAGAAACUUCUGUGAACACAUUAAUGCUCAAAUGAAGAGAUGAAGUUCAUUUGUUUGACUUUGCUGAUUUUUAGUGGAAUUACAGAUUCAAGAUCAGAGCGGUAUGAAGUCGUGGGAUCUUCAGAUCCUGUGUUUGCUGCAGCUGGUGAAGAUGUGAUUCUGCCGUGUUCAGUCAAACCCAACAUCAGUGUUGUGGACAUGAGAUUGGAGUGGUUUAGAUCUGAUCUGAAAGACUCACAACUAGUGCAUCUUUAUGAGGAUCAUGAAGACAGAAACAGAAAUCAGAUUCAGUCCUACAGAGAGAGAACAAAACUGAAUCAUCCAGAACUACAGAGAGGAGAUGCAUCACUCAAACUCUCAUCAGUCCAAGUCUCUGAUGAAGGACUUUAUAAGUGUUUUAUUCAGUCCAAAUCCUGGUAUGAUGAUACCACUGUUGAUGUCAGAGUUGAAGCUGUAGGACGUCCUCCAGUGAUCACUGUAGAUGGGUUUGAUCAUUCAGGAGGGCUUCAUCUACAGUGUGAAUCUGAAGGCUGGUAUCCUGAACCUGAUCUUGAGUGGCUGGACAGUAAAGGAGUCAGUUUGCGUUCAGAAACUACAGAGACACACAGAAACACAGACAGAUUCAGUGUGAAACACACCACCACUGUACAUCACAGUGACAAGAUUCACUGCAGAGUCAAACUGAGACAUCACAUGAUUGAGGCACUGAUUAUCAGCUCAAGUAAUAUGUUUAGUUCUUGGAGGACUUCAGUCAUCAUGAUUUCAGUUGCUGUUGUGCUCAGUGUGAUUGCUGGAAUACUGAUAGCUGUGUUUGCUCGUAAAAACAGAGAUCACGAUCGACUACAGAAUGAGAAGAACAGACUACAACAUGAACGUGAUCAACUGAAGACUAUCAUCCCUCAAGUGAAUGUGAUUCUGGAUGCUGAUACGGCUCAUCCUCGUCUCACCGUGUCUGAUGAUGGGAAACAAGUGAGAGAUGGAAAGAGUCGAACAGAAAGAGUGGAUGGAGGAAAAAACAGAUUUAAAAAUUAUCUUGGUGUUCUUGGGAAGGAUGGAUUCUCCUCGGGGUGUUUCUACUUUGAGGUGCAGGUGAAGGGACAAACUGAGUGGGAUUUAGGAGUGACCAGAGAAUCUGUGAACAGGACAGGGUCGAUCAAUGUGAUUCCUGAGGAUGGAUACUGGGCUGUGGGUCUGUAUAAUGGGGAGUAUCAGGCUCAUGAGUCUUCAUCUGUCUCUCUUUCUCCGAGUGUGAAUCCUCAGAGGAUCAGUGUGUUUGUGAAUUAUGAGAAGGGUUUCGUCUCCUUUUGUGAUGUGGAGUCCAUGUCUCAUAUCUACUCUUUCACUAAUCAGUCUUUUAAUGAGAAACUCUAUCCAUUUGUUAGUUUGGGGCAUCUGUAUAAUGAAGACCCCACUCCACUGAUUAUCUGUGAUGAUUAUUAAUGAGAUCAGAGACUGAAUUUACAUGAUCCACAGAAACAAACCAAAAUACAAUUUAAAAAGUGUAACAGCAAUAAAUACUAAAUAUUAUUUGCGCUUCCAGUCAAAAAUAUGGUCACACAAGGGUGAUUUUAUGUUUUCUGUGAUCAUAAAAUAUUUUGGGUUUAAGACUUCUGCUUUAAAUGUGUAAAAUUGCUUUUUUUGUAAAUAAAUAUAAAUAAUGCCUAUGUACAUAUGAAUUUCUUUAAGAGACAGAGGCUUUACUUUAUGAUGAAUAAUGUUUUGAUCUGUAGAUGAUGAAUGAAAAGCAUCAUGAAGAGCUCAUCGUGCAGUUCACUGUUUCUCCUUCAACACUGUUUGCUGUCUGUGUAUGAAUGUUUUUAAUUACUGUUUUUUUAUUAUUAAUUUGAUUUCUCAUUGAUUUUCUAUUUCAUUGAAUAACAGUUAAAUUAAAUGAAAGUUUUAAAUGUUCUGUUAUUUUUCUGUUUGAGCUUCUCCGAACAGAAUUGAUUUUGAGUGUCAAGCUCCUAAAAGAACUGAUACACACAGUAAACCUGGUUUAGUUCACCUUGUGUUUGUGUUAUUUGGACUUUUAGGUUACAUUCUGCCCUGUUUUGUUCCUGUUCUGUUCUGUUUGUAGUCCUUUUGUAGUUUUUCUUAUUGAGUAGUUAGUAGUAGUAUUAGUAGUAUUG
Carassius auratus (goldfish) is the source of this 2224-nucleotide messenger RNA. Its product is annotated as butyrophilin subfamily 1 member A1-like. Gene Ontology annotation, cellular component: external side of plasma membrane. The record is from RefSeq and is a predicted model, not a curated record. Lineage: Eukaryota; Metazoa; Chordata; Actinopteri; Cypriniformes; Cyprinidae. Gene Ontology annotation, molecular function: signaling receptor binding. Gene Ontology annotation, biological process: T cell receptor signaling pathway; regulation of cytokine production. Bases 135 to 1535 code for a protein of 466 amino acids. The transcript has 8 exons.